GGAGGAACCGGUCGGCCGGGCCUCGCCGCGCGGCCCGACCUGCUCCGUCUCCGGAGUGUUCCCUGCUCUUCGCUGCGCUUCGCACCCGAGGCUACUCCUCGCGCCUUAGGCCGACGCCAUGAAGAUCAAGGAUGCCAAAAAACCCUCUUUCCCAUGGUUUGGCAUGGACAUUGGGGGAACUCUAGUGAAGCUCUCAUAUUUUGAGCCUAUCGAUAUCACAGCAGAGGAAGAACAAGAGGAAGUUGAGAGUUUAAAAAGCAUUCGGAAAUAUUUGACUUCUAACGUAGCAUAUGGAUCUACUGGCAUUCGGGAUGUACACCUUGAACUGAAGGACUUAACACUUUUUGGACGAAGAGGGAACUUGCACUUUAUCAGAUUUCCAACCCAGGACCUGCCUACUUUUAUCCAAAUGGGGAGAGAUAAAAACUUCUCAACCUUACAAACGGUGCUGAGUGCUACAGGAGGCGGUGCUUACAAGUUUGAGAAAGAUUUUCGCACAAUUGGAAACCUCCACCUGCACAAACUGGAUGAACUUGACUGCCUUGUAAAGGGCUUACUGUAUAUAGAUUCUGUCAGUUUCAAUGGACAAGCAGAAUGCUAUUAUUUUGCUAAUGCCUCAGAACCUGAGCGAUGCCAAAAGAUGCCUUUUAACCUGGAUGAUCCUUAUCCACUGCUGGUAGUGAAUAUUGGCUCAGGAGUCAGUAUUUUAGCAGUUCAUUCCAAAGACAACUAUAAAAGAGUGACUGGAACAAGCCUUGGAGGGGGUACCUUUCUUGGUUUAUGCAGUUUAUUGACUGGCUGUGAAAGUUUUGAGGAGGCUCUUGAAAUGGCAUCCAAAGGUGACAGCACCCAAGCUGAUAGGCUGGUCCGAGAUAUUUAUGGAGGAGAUUAUGAAAGAUUUGGUCUGCCAGGUUGGGCUGUGGCAUCUAGUUUUGGAAAUAUGAUUUAUAAGGAGAAACGAGAAACUGUUAGUAAAGAGGAUCUGGCUAGAGCUACCUUAGUUACUAUCACCAAUAACAUUGGUUCUGUGGCAAGAAUGUGUGCUGUUAAUGAGAAAAUAAAUAGAGUUGUCUUCGUUGGAAACUUUUUACGUGUCAAUACUCUCUCUAUGAAACUUCUGGCAUAUGCUUUGGAUUACUGGUCAAAAGGUCAAUUGAAAGCAUUGUUUCUAGAACAUGAGGGAUACUUUGGAGCCGUUGGUGCACUUCUUGGACUGCCAAAUUUCAGCUAAAACAUCAGAUAUUUACCAAGAAACGUCAUCCGAGAGGAACUGGUCCAGAAACUGCAUUCAUUAUUUGUCACUGGGAACCAAAGGGUAAAAGAGCUACGCUGUAUGUGUUGAUUUUAAAUGUCAGAACGGUGAGCUCAUGAGCUUUGCUGCCUGGAAAGACCUCUGUAACGGGAAGUAUUCCUCAUUGAUUGUCCCCUUGUGUGUAUAUAUAGCCAGCGGUCCAUCUUAAAUGCAAUACAGCCUUUUGAUUGUUGAACUUUUCUCAAAAAAUGAUUUUGUAUUUAUUUGAUGUAGCCAACAUUGUAGUACUGUAUGCUCAAACACAAAUCUUUAAAUCUCAGAAAUGUUUGCUAAUGCAAAAUAAUUGAUACUAAAUAUUUGUUUGAAGUCUGUUUUAUGUAUGUUUGAUUACUAGUGAACAGGAAGUAACAUCCUCUAUCAUAAUUUAUUGUACUGGCAAUCAAAGAUGAUCAUUUUCUGUGACUUUAGAAAUGUUAAGGCAAUAUUAAGUAUUAACUGUGGUAGUAGUUUUAUAACAUAUCCUCCUCAAAAAAGCAUGUGUCUAUGACUUUUUUUCCCCCAUAAGUACAGUUUUCCCUCAGUUGAUGAGUGGAAAUACUGUGUUUAAACAUGAACCUGAAUUUUUCUUUUGAAUCUCUGAAAUUUUUGCACAUAUUUGGUGGUGUUACUUUUUUUUAUUUCAUGCAUUAAUCAGUAUGUGUUAAGAUGUUUUAAAAUUGAGGGUAUAAUCGCCUACUUUGGAAUCUGUCUAAUUAAGUCCUUGGACUAUUCAAAAGGAAUACAGUUAGAGUGAGUGACGUUCUGUUCUUUUUCUCCCGUGUGUAUCUCAGGCCCAGACAUACAUACUUCUUUCUUCUCAUUAAAUCUGAACUGUGAAAACUGAUUUUAUCCUACAAACCAUAGUGAUGGGCAGAAUCAGAUGUUGUCUAAAAGAUGUUGUAAAACUGGGACUCUGAGACAGUAUUACUGAGUUACAAAUGGAUCAAUACUCAUAUUUUUUGAUCAUAAAAGCAUUGAGGACCCAAAAUUGAUGUUUCCUUCUGCCUUGAAAUUCUUGAUUUUGAAUUUCUGAUUUUAUAAAGUUAAAUCUCUCAGAUUUUACAUUUGCAGUAACAUUUUGGAGGCCAGUAGUUCCAUAAAGUUGAGUCUAUAAAGGAAUUGGCCCUGUAUUAAUUACCAAUAUCUCUGGAAAUAGCCUUAAAGAGGUUAGAGAUUGUUUACAUUUCAAAAAAUAUUUCAGUAUGGUUUCUGAGACCCCAGUGUUGAGUAGUGAGAGGUUUCUACCAGAUUGUCAAGAGGUGCUUGAUAAGACAAGUUCUCCAUGGAGUGUUCAAAUUUUAUGUGGAGGUAUUUAAAGAUAUGAACAUACAAAUAGUAUCUGCAGAGGGAAGCAUAUGAAGAUAGUGUUUGCCCAGUAGACUGCUUGGAACUUGGAAAUGAGCCCACUCGGUAGAUGCCUCUACGACGUUGUCUUUGUCAGUGUUUGUGUAGAAGUGGCCGGUUCCAGCUGGAAUGCCAGUGACUGCUUCCUUUGUUUAAAUGGUUUUGACUCAAGUGUUCAUGCAGAUAAGAAAAUAAAUGAUAGAAACUGCAGAUGUUCUACCUGUGGAAAUUCUAUAAAUCCAACUAUAGGUUUAGGGCUGUCUUUAAGAAAAGAAUAGUGUUCAUAUUCACUUGAUCACUAUACUUUGGUUAAAGUAGAACUAACAUUUUAUCAUUUGGAACUGAAAUUACCUACUAAGAUCCAUGUAACAUGAACCAACUAGCUCAUCGGUUUACCUUUUUUCAAGUGUAAUCUGUAAUUAUGAAUUAAUAACACAGAAUCAUGA
Molecule: messenger RNA, 3081 nt
Organism: Myodes glareolus (Bank vole)
Lineage: Eukaryota; Metazoa; Chordata; Mammalia; Rodentia; Cricetidae
Gene: Pank3
Product: pantothenate kinase 3
Biological process (GO): coenzyme A biosynthetic process
Cellular component (GO): nucleus; cytosol
Molecular function (GO): pantothenate kinase activity; ATP binding
Source: RefSeq, a predicted model, not a curated record